GCGCCGGGGCGCCAGACGCCGUCGGGACGCAGCCAGUGCCCGCAGCACGAGCGGCCGCGAUGAGGGAGAUCGUGCACAUCCAGGCGGGCCAGUGCGGGAACCAGAUCGGCACCAAGUUUUGGGAAGUGAUCAGCGAUGAGCACGGCAUCGACCCCGCCGGAGGCUACGCGGGCGACGCGGCGCUGCAGCUGGAGAGAAUCAGCGUCUACUACAAUGAGUCGUCCUCUCAGAAGUACGUGCCCCGGGCUGUCCUGGUGGACCUGGAGCCGGGAACCAUGGACAGUGUACGCUCCGGGCCUUUUGGUCAGCUCUUCCGGCCUGACAGCUUCAUUUUUGGACAAACUGGUGCGGGAAACAACUGGGCAAAGGGGCACUACACGGAAGGGGCCGAGCUGGUGGACUCGGUGCUGGACGUGGUGCGGAAGGAGUGCGAGCACUGCGAUUGCCUGCAGGGCUUCCAGCUGACCCACUCGCUGGGGGGCGGCACGGGCUCCGGCAUGGGCACGCUGCUCAUCAGCAAGAUCCGCGAGGAGUUCCCCGACCGCAUCAUGAACACCUUCAGCGUCAUGCCCUCCCCCAAGGUGUCGGACACGGUGGUGGAGCCCUACAACGCCACCCUCUCCGUCCACCAGCUGGUGGAGAACACAGAUGAGACCUACUGCAUCGACAACGAGGCCCUCUACGACAUCUGCUUCCGCACCCUCAAGCUGACUACCCCCACCUACGGGGACCUCAACCACCUGGUGUCGGCCACCAUGAGCGGCGUCACCACCUCGCUGCGCUUCCCGGGUCAGCUCAACGCGGACCUGCGCAAGCUGGCCGUCAACAUGGUGCCCUUCCCCCGCCUGCACUUCUUCAUGCCCGGCUUCGCCCCGCUCACAGCCCGGGGCAGCCAGCAGUACCGGGCGCUGACUGUGCCUGAGCUCACCCAGCAGAUGUUCGAUGCCAAGAACAUGAUGGCAGCCUGUGACCCACGCCAUGGCCGCUACCUGACCGUGGCCACCGUCUUCCGGGGCCCCAUGUCCAUGAAGGAGGUGGACGAGCAGAUGCUGGCCAUCCAGAACAAGAACAGCAGCUACUUCGUGGAGUGGAUCCCCAACAACGUCAAGGUGGCCGUAUGUGACAUCCCGCCGAGGGGCCUCAAGAUGUCAUCCACCUUCAUCGGCAACAGCACGGCCAUCCAGGAGCUCUUCAAGCGCAUCUCGGAGCAGUUUUCUGCCAUGUUCCGCCGGAAGGCCUUCCUGCACUGGUUCACAGGAGAGGGGAUGGAUGAGAUGGAGUUCACUGAGGCAGAAAGCAACAUGAAUGACCUGGUGUCCGAGUACCAGCAGUACCAGGAAGCCACCGCCAACGACGGAGAGGAAACUUUUGACGAUGAUGAGGAAGAGAUGGAUGAGUAGAGGAGCCUCCCUGUUUCAAAUGCUAAAGCCCAGAUGCUCUUUCCUUAGGCCUGCCUGCUGCUGGAAAGGCUCGCUGCAGGUCUGAAUGAGUCAGCGUGGGCCCCACACAAACAUCAGGCAUCUGGAAUACAGGACAUGCUCCCACCCCGAACAUCAGACCACGGAGAUUUGCUCCCAGAGGACUCGAAAGACCUUGGGCCAUAACGGGCCCAACACACACCUUGGCUCCCAGGAAAUGUUUACCAUGUCUGAGAAUUAGCAGGGAGGGAGUUAGAGAAAUAAAUACAUUUCAUCCCUUGUGGUGGAACCUGAA
Molecule: messenger RNA, 1713 nt
Organism: Choloepus didactylus (southern two-toed sloth)
Lineage: Eukaryota; Metazoa; Chordata; Mammalia; Pilosa; Megalonychidae
Gene: TUBB6
Product: tubulin beta 6 class V
Exons: 4
Coding region: 60-1400 (446 amino acids)
Biological process (GO): mitotic cell cycle; microtubule cytoskeleton organization
Cellular component (GO): microtubule; cytoplasm
Molecular function (GO): GTPase activity; structural constituent of cytoskeleton; GTP binding
Source: RefSeq, a predicted model, not a curated record